Molecule: messenger RNA, 4155 nt
Organism: Puccinia triticina
Lineage: Eukaryota; Fungi; Basidiomycota; Pucciniomycetes; Pucciniales; Pucciniaceae
Exons: 6
Coding region: 1-4155 (1384 amino acids)
Molecular function (GO): protein binding
Source: RefSeq, a predicted model, not a curated record
AUGUCGCAAUCCAACGAAAUCAACUUCGGCCCAGUCUUCAUGAGGGGCAGGAAGCCAGCACCGCUCACUACAAAGACCGGCCAACCGCCCACCAAUAGCCACACCCCACUCGCCCAGGCCCACCGACUCAGCAUCGCCAACACCGCCCUCAAAAACACCCACCCCGCCCCAUCCCUCGGCUCAUUCAGCCCGGCAACCAGCACCGCCCCCCUGCCCCUCCCCAAAUCCUUCUCGGCCGCCGUCUCCCCCGGGAAAGAGCCCGACCAGCGAUCCCACACCAACGGCAUCCACGCCCUCGAGCCCGUCCCGCCCCAGCUCAACGGCCAUCAGCACCACUCAGGCCCCGCCGACUACUCUCGGGAAACGCUCCUCAACCUCUACUCCGAGAAUCUGGCCAGCAAGUUACCCCCCGACCUCGCGAUCCACGACCCUGCUGUCACCCUCGAAUUCGUCGGCCCCCCCCUGGCGUUCGUCGAGAUGACGGAGACCGAGAAAGAAUUAUUUGCCGGUCCGUUCAAUAGCGAGAAGCGAUCCGCAGCCAAUAAGGUCCAGCAGCAUCACACCAACUCUGACCAUCAUCAUCUCGGUGUUCCUGGCUCCCCUGAAACCAACGUCAACCAUGGCCUGGGUAACAACAGCAAACUGUCGGUCGGCGGCCCCGUCAAACUUGGUAAACACAACCCGAUCGAACGAUUCAACACUCUCGGAAUCCAGGGAGGCGUCCUCGCCGGUGUUGCCUCACCCUCCCACCCUAAUGCUAGACGACGAGCCGAGAAUGAACUCGACUCUAAUGAGAGCCCCCGUCGCUUUCAGCGCGCGGAGGAUUCAUCCCCACAUGUCCCUCCUUGGAGCGCGACUCCUCGCGAUCGCCGAACUCGUGACUUGGCUCCACCCUCGGAUGGCAAGUGGAAGAGAGGCGUGUCUUUUGAGGAAAAGAGCCAGUCCGCACAAGACAGUAGUCCGGGUGGUCCUAACUUGAAAUACUCAGUUUUAGACAAAAUGCGGGAGAAGGCUGCUGGUGGUCUCGAGCCAUCAUCCAAAGAAGCCCAUCACCAGCCUUAUCAGUCUGCGCCGCUAACAGACGAUCAACCAGCAGGAAACCCUCAACGUGGGGGUCACGAACCAGCUAGACAGCAAUCGGUCGAAGAUUAUGCUGCUGGCCGCCACUUUGAUGAGAAUCAGACGGCCAAGUCGCCCGUCAAAACAGAACCUGCCACCGACCAUCAGCUAUCCUCGAGCGAACCGACCGAUCUCAGAUCUUCCGCUACUCAACCCCCCAGCAGCGAUCUGAACCCCGAAAACAUCGCCUGGCAAUACCGCGAUCCAUCCGGUACCGUCCAAGGCCCCUUUACGGCUUUCCAGAUGCAAGAGUGGUACAAGGCGACGUUCUUCCGUGACGAUCUAUUGGUCAAGAGAGUCAUCGACGUGGCCUUUGAGACCUUGGAAACCUUGAUCCUGCGUGUCGGCGAUCGUGAUCGACCCUUUUUGUCACGCCCUCCUCCCGCCUUACCGCCCAAUCUUCCCUUGCCGCAGGCCCAGCCUCAUCACCAUCAGCUCCCCACAUCACAACCUUCACCCAGACUACCGUUAACGAAUUUCUUAGAUCAACCUUCCAGUCUUCCGUCCCAGACAGAUAGUCCAUCUGCUGUAGAUUCCAACCUUCCAUCUAAUCUAUCCAGUGCGCCCAGCCAACAUGCCACCAUGUCCGCCUCUGACCCUUGGAAUGGGAUCGCCCCUGGAGCAUCACCUCUCCCGCAUCCCGGAAACAUCCCAGCCUCGACGCCUUUGGCCUCUGGGCCCGGGUGGAAUUCGUCCCAACCAGCAUUUGCCGCCCACCCCAAUAUCCGAAACAACGAUUUUGUCAUUAACGAUGGGCUGAUCGAGUUCAACAACGCCAACAUACUCAACAAUGGCCUCAUGCCCAACUUACCCAACUCCUACAUGUCUCCCGACACCCUUCGCUUCCUUCAGCAUGUCCAACAUCCCGCAAUGUCGAUGGCUGCUGCAAACGGCUACCCUUUCCCUUUACCAUUACCCCCCAACUUUGGUCAGAUACCCUCAAUGCCGCAUUUAGCCACCAACAGGUUGAACCCCCUCAUCGCAGCACAACUCCAUUCUCAACUGAUGCAUUCGCAAUUACUGUACAACCCGCCACCUGCUGGAGGUGAGGCAGUUGAUCCCCAAGCGGAGCAGACCACUCAAGAGAAUCUCAUCCCUCACUUCCACCAUGCCGAUCCUUGGCAAAUGUCCCCACCGCCUCCUAAUGACUCUUCAGUCGCGACAACCGAUCACAACCCUCUCCAACCCACGGCUGCGACCUCAAACCACCACAACUUCCCCCCAAAGCCAGAGGAAGGAGGAAUUCACGAGCCAACAGCUGCCCCUCAGAAGACGGACGAGAUCCGUCAAUCCGGCCAAUAUCCGCCCACCCCACAAGCGCCGUCAGAACUCAAAUUGUCGGUGCCUGACCAGAGCCAUACCAAGCCCAAGUCCCAACCAGCCUCAGCAGUCCAUUCCGAGAAAGAAGUAAAGGCUCUCCCUGUCACCGAAAACCAAGCGCCUCCCGUCACUUCAUCAUUUAACAAUGUUUCUUCUGUCUCUGUUGAGAAGGAACCUGUAGUGCCAGUCACCACUCCGGCCCAAGCACAAAUCCCAGCCGAAUCUGCUCGCGACCCGCUAUCACCAAGCACAGCCCUACCCGAAAUUGCACCGGCUACCGAACAAACCAACUCCAAUCAAUCUUGGCGAAACGUGACUCACCAACCGGCGGCCAAACCACCCAGUGUUCCGCGUGGCUCGGCAUCCACUGCUCCACACGCUGCCAAGUCAUCCGGCAAGGUUGUCGUACUGAGCAAAGCCCAGCAGGAUGAACAAGACCGACGAACGGCUAGUAUCCAAAAGGCGCAAUUGCAACUCAAAGAAGCUCAAGCAGUCGAGCGUGCGGCACGCGAAGCUUCUGAGGCCGCCGCCGCAGCCACUGCCUCUUCUUUCAACACCCCGGCGCCAUGGUUGAAGGAAGACCAGAAGGCAUCGUCGAACUUAUCCUUGACGGAGAUCCAAGCGAUCGAAGCCAAGCAACUAGAGAAACGGCGACAAGCGGAGAAGCACGCGGCGGCGAAUCGAGCGUUAGCCGAGCAAGCCAUGGCGGCCGAGCGGGCCAUGAAGGCGGCUAAGGAGAGUCUCCCUGCGGCCUCCAAUUGGGCCGCCAACGCGUCCUCCCCCACCAAGCAGUCUGGCGCGGGAUCCGUCUGGGGCUCCAAGGAAGCCGAGGCCCCCGUCACGACCAAUGGACCUAAACAGAGCAUGAAACAGAUCCAGGAGGAAGAGGCCCGCAAGAAGAGUCUCGCGCUCCAGCAGCAACAACAGGCCCGACCUGCUGCAGGAACUAUGAAGACUGUGGGCGGAUAUGCGGGUACUGUCGCUUCAGCGUCCAACAAGACUGCAGUCAGUGGACCAUGGGCGGUGGUAGGUGCGAAGAGCAAGGUGAUUGCGCCGCCCGGCCCAGCCCCGGUACGGUCGGCGGUAGUCGGAGCCGGGCCCGCGGUGGUCGGGACAGGCGUCGUGCGUGUGGGCGGGACGAGCGUGUCGAAGCCGGCGCCCAAAACUGCGCCCAACAAGGCACCAGCGAGUAAAGCCGCGCCACCCUCGGCCACUAACGGAUCCCCCGGCGUCGGUGCUCAAGCCACUAACCCUGAUGGCCCUCCUCCCGCCUCGCCGGAGUUCAUGAAAUGGCUCCGCGAAGCCUUGCGAGGAAUGAACAACGUGGACGAUUUCGUGAAGAUGUUGCUAGAUUUCCCGGUGAACCCGGACGACUCGGUGCUCGAGAUCGUCUCCGAUAGUGUGUAUGCAGGGAGUGCGACACUGGACGGGCGCCGGUUCGCGAAGGAGUUCAAUGCGCGACGGAUCGCGGAUGUGGCUUCGCGAGGGAGCGGCAGCCUGGGCACGGCGAAAGCCGGCGGGCCCAAGCCCGGCGCGCUGGCGAACGGCGGCCUCGGCGCCGGCCUCGCCGGGCUCAAGAAACCCGGAUAUCUCGCGGCCAAUCCGAUCACUCACUCCUCCGGAUCUAUGGCCGACGCCGUUAAGCUCCAGCCCCCGGCGCCCAAAAACGACGGGUGGGGAUUCGCCGUCGUCGGCGCUAAGAAAAAGAAAAAAUGA